CAAGGUGGAGCUGUCUCCUGUUAUAUGACACUGGCAGAUUAAAGCACUUCUGACGGGGACGGGCUUAAAGGCUGAGUCAAAAGCCAAGAAGUCUCUUUAUUUACGCCUACCUCCCAGUCCUUGGCAAUCUGACUAAUAACAAACUGAGCUAACUAGAAAGACUAGAAAGAGAGGAAAGAGAGCAUUGCUGCAGUCUGGAUCUACACCCAAAGAAAGCAAGAGUGAGCACCCCCGGCUCUGCAAAACAUCUUGUUUAUUUGCUGUGAUCAGCAGCUUGUCAAUGGUUAACUAUACGCAAAACAAAAGUCAGCAUAGCAGUGAAGUAUGCCGUGAAUAUUAAUUGGGAGAAAAAGGACUACGGCUUCAGGAUGCUCCAGUGUGUGCUCUGCCUACAAUACUUUCAAUGAAAAUAAGUGCUCACUGUUUUGUCUUUGACCAGAUGUUUUAACUUUUUGGAGCUAUGGGACUUGGCGAAAGUGAUAUUUGAGGAGUAAGUGCACUGUGGUUGGUGUUUUCUUUUUAAAUAGAGAAACUGAUUGACUUUGGACACCUCUUACAGCUUGAAUUUCUGAUAGUGCCAGGAAGUGUCUGCUUUACAGAGUCAUAUCCAAUCAUAGGACAACAUGAAGCUGUGGAUUCAUCUCCUUUAUCCAGCUCUACUUGCCUGUCUAUCUUUACAGUCCCAAUCACCAAUGCCCUCAGUCAGAGGUUCUUGUGACACUCUUUGCAACUGUGAAGAAAAAGAUGGCAUAAUGCUAAUAAAUUGUGAAGAAAAGGGCAUCAAUAAAUUAUCCCAAAUAAGUGUGCCACCAUCACGACCUUUCCAGUUAAGCUUAUUAAAUAAUGGCUUGACAGUGCUUCACACCAAUGCCUUUUCUGGGCUUGCCAAUGCUCUCUCAAUACACCUUGGAUUUAAUAACAUUGCAGAUAUUGAGACUGGUGCAUUUAAUGGCCUUGGGCUUCUUAAGCAACUUCAUAUCAAUCACAAUUCAUUGGAAAUUCUUAAAGAGGAUACAUUCCAUGGUUUGGAAAACCUAGAAUUCUUGCAGGCUGAUAAUAAUUUUAUUACAGUUAUCGAACCAAGUGCCUUCAGCAAGCUCAAUAGGCUGAAAGUGUUAAUUUUAAAUGACAAUGCUAUUGAGAGUCUUCCUCCAAACGUAUUUCGAUUUGUUCCUUUAACCCAUCUAGAUCUUCGUGGAAAUCAGUUGCAAACAUUGCCAUAUGUUGGUUUUUUGGAACACAUUGGACGGAUAUUGGAUCUCCAGUUGGAGGACAAUAAGUGGGCCUGUAAUUGUGAAAUAUUGCAGCUAAAAAACUGGCUAGAAAACAUGCCUCCACAGUCUAUAAUUGGUGAUAUUGUUUGCAACAGUCCUCCACUUUUCAAAGGGAGUAUAUUGAGUCGCCUGAAGAAGGAAUCUAUUUGCCCUAUUCCACCAGAGUAUGAAGAGCAUGAGGAUCCAUCAGGAUCAUUGCUGGCUAUAACAUCAUCAACAAGUGACAGCCGCCUAUCAAGCAAGAAUAUAUCCAUUUUAAAACAACCUACCAAAGCACCGGGUUUGAUACCUUAUCUUACAAAGGCAUCCACCCAGCUUCCAGUACCAUACUGUCCUGUUCCUUGCAACUGCAAAGUCCUCUCCCCAUCAGGACUUCUAAUCCACUGUCAGGAGCGAAAUAUUGAAAGCUUGUCAGAUCUACAACCUCCUCCACAAAAUCCUAGAAAGCUGGUUCUUGCAGGCAAUAUUAUUCACACCUUAGUGAAGUCUGAUCUGAUGGAAUACUUCACUUUGGAAAUGCUUCACUUGGGGAACAAUCGUAUUGAAGUUCUUGAAGAAGGAUCAUUUAUGAAUCUCACAAGACUACAGAAGCUCUAUCUCAAUGGCAAUCAUCUGACCAAACUAAAUAAAGGCAUGUUCCUCGGUCUUCACAGCCUCGAGUAUUUGUAUCUUGAAUACAAUGCAAUAAAGGAAAUAUUACCAGGGACCUUCAACCCAAUGCCGAAACUGAAAGUUCUUUAUUUAAAUAACAACCUCCUUCAAGUUUUACCACCACAUAUUUUUUCGGGUGUUCCUCUAACUAGAGUAAAUCUUAAAACAAACCAAUUCACUCACUUACCUGUAAGUAAUAUCUUGGAUGAUCUUGACUUACUCAUCCAGAUUGACCUUGAGGAUAACCCCUGGGACUGCUCCUGUGACCUGGUUGGAUUGCAACAAUGGUUACACAAGCUGGGCACAAACACUAUGACAGAUGACAUCCUCUGCACUUCCCCGGGGCACCUUGACAAAAAGGAAUUAAAAGCUCUCAACAGUGAACUUCUUUGCCCCGGUUUAGUGAACAACCCUUCCUUGCCAACCCAGACUAGCUACAUUAUGGUGUCUUCUCCCACAAUGGCGACAGAUACAGCUGGUACUAUUUUAAGUUCUCUCACUGAUGCUGUCCCUCUAUCGGUUCUGAUAUUAGGACUUCUGAUUGUGUUCAUAACUAUUGUAUUCUGUGCUGCGGGGAUUGUGGUUCUUGUCCUCCACCGUAGGAGAAGAUAUAAAAAGAAAAAAGUAGAUGAGCAAAUGAGAGACAACAGCCCUGUACAUUUACACUACAGCAUGUAUGGUCAUAAAACAACUCACCAUACAACUGAAAGACCUUCUGCCUCUCUCUAUGAGCAGCAUAUGGUGAGCCCCAUGGUUCAUGUCUACAGAAGUCCAUCCUUUGGUCCAAAGCAUUUGGAAGAAGUUGAAGAAAGGAAUGAUAAAGAAGGAAAUGAUGCAAAACAUCUUCAGAGGAGCCUGUUAGAACGGGAAAAUAAUUCCCCUCUUACAGGUUCAAAUAUGAAAUACAAAACUACAGACCAAUCAACAGAUUUUUUGUCCUUUCAAGAUGCAAGUUCAUUAUAUAGGAACAUUUUGGAAAAAGAAAGGGAACUUCAGCAACUGGGCAUCACUGAGUACCUAAGAAAAAACAUUGCUCAGCUCCAGCCAGAUGUGGAAGUCAACUAUCCUGGAGCCCAUGAGGAACUGAAAUUAAUGGAAACAUUGAUGUACUCACGACCGAGGAAGGUGUUGGUGGAACAGACUAAAAAUGAAUAUUUUGAGCUCAAAGCUAACUUGCAUGCUGAACCUGACUAUUUGGAAGUCUUGGAGCAGCAAACAUAGAUGAGAUGUUUGUGGGCUUUCACAGAAAUGCUGUGAUUCUGUCUUAUGUCCAAACCUUGGAAAUAAGUGCCUUACAUGUGUGUCAUCAGUCAGAACUCAACACAGCAGGAAUCCUGUGGGAUAUAGAAGAAGAAAGUGAAACUCAGGGAUCAUUGAGGAAGCCAUGGCAUUAUCUUCAGGCAAUUUAGCCUGUUCCAAAUAAAUAAAUAAGUCCUUGUAUAUAACUGAUGCAAGGAUUAUAGUAGUAUUUCUCCAAAUGUUUAAAAGUAUUUCAUAGAAUUCCUCUUAAACACCUAAAGGGUUGACUAUCUAAAUAGCUCCAGUUUUCUUGAAUACUUUUUCCAUGGCUGAAUAAAUUGGAUUUUGUCAGUUAAGAAUAUAACAAUAUAUAUAGUACAUAAGAGAUGUAUUCAUAAUCAAUACAUAUGACAGAAAUUUGCAUUGUCAAACACACUAAAUUUUCUCACAAUAAAUGCAAAUGGAACUGGAAUUUAAAUUUACAAAUGGCAAUAGCAAAUAAAAUGUAAAUUUGUAAUUAUGUGGGCCAUUAAUGAUUCAUAAUUUUCAACAAAGGAUGAAUAAACAAUUGCCACUUCUAUGCUUUCUGCAUUAAAAACAGAUGACAAAUAGUUCAUGUGGAAUGAAUAAGAAAGUAUGUUAGUUUUCUGUAUACAUUUUGUGUGUAUAUUCUUGAUGUAAAGCUGCUGUGAGACUAAGGUAUGUCAUUUGUGUUAAACAUUCUGUUCUUCUUGGGAUAUUUUUCAAAUGCUACUGAGAUUAUACUGUAUAUGAUUAGAGCACUUAGUAAUUUUGCUUCAUUUCAUAGAGUUAAUAUACAACUAUAUGACAAAGAUAGAAAUAAGUCAUUCAUGGCAAGUAAUUCAAAUGUAUAAAAUGAAUAGUCAAGAUUAUUUUAUUUUUAUUGACAUACACUGAUAGAUGCCAUAGAUUAGUAGCAAAAGGCACUUCUACAGCUAAGUUUUUUGUGUUGCCUUGAGAGAGGGAUGGUGUAGCUUUAUUUUAGAAGAAGGUAUGACUAGAUUUCUAUGAACUAUUUAUUCUGUACAGUUUUGUAUAUUUUUAGUUCACAAAUAUAAUUAUUCUUGGGUGCCUUUUAAGAAAAUUAAAAUUACUGUUCACUACAAUAAAACUAAAAUGAAAAUUAGUUUCAAAUGUGUUUCAAUCAAUUACUCUGAGCUGUGAUUCAAUCAUGUCAUGAUUAUCACCUCAGCAUACUAUCUGCACAUAGAAAAGAAGGGUUCUAUUUAUGUGUACCCAUAAGAGCUUUGUUUAGAACACACACAUCCAGAGAGAGAGAGAGAGAGAGAGAGAGAGAGAGAGACUUUGGGUAUUCAAUAUGAAUGACACCUAACAAACUUAAAUAAGAUUUUACUUAUUUAUUUAUACUCAUAAUUUUCAUAUAUUAGCUUCCAUUGGGAUAAAGUAGUCCAUCACAGUAAUUGAGUUCCAUGUUUUAAUACAUUGCAGUCCCAAAGAAGAGUCCAUUUUGUAUAAGGAAGAACUUCGUCCAUGCAUUAAGCAACAUACUUAAGCAAUGUUUGUGUACCAUGUGUUUCAUCUUUCACUACUCACACUUUCUCCCUACUGUCAAACCUGUGCCCAAAGGUUUGAAGAAUAGAUCUGAGUCUUAUGUGUAAUCAUAUUCACUAGAUUUAAGUUGCAAAUUAUUGCUUACAUAAAUGGAAUCAAUAAUUUAAAAGCUCAUUGUAAAUCAACAUCUUCUCAUUCACUAUCAAAAAUUGAAAAGACCAAUAUGCUUCUAUUUUUGUUUCAACAUAACAAUUUGUAGGUAAAAUUCAUGUACCAAAAGAAUGCUAUAUAUUUAUGUAAAAAAUUACUCAAUAUAAUCAUCAAUAAUUACUCCAAAAAGUGGGUUUAUACAUUACACACUGAAUAAAGGAUCAAGGCUUUUCUUUUAGAGCACAAAAUAUGUUAUCAUAUUUCUCCUACUCAGUUGAGUUUCUGCCAAUAUUUUUAUUCCAAUCAUAUUCAUAGAUGCAUUAGCAAGAUUAAAAAAUUUCCACGCCUUAGGGACCUUUGGAAUGGAUCCAUGCAUGCAGGAAUAUACAUGCAUGAAGAAAAACAUGCAUUCAAGAAAAUAAUUCUCUUUUCAGUGUAGUGACAUUUUUACAUUUCUGUAUAUCAUUGCUAAAGUUAUUAGUAUUAAUUUUUAUCUUAUAUUCAAGAGGAACAAAGGUUAUUUUUGAAAUCAUAUAAGUAUAUGCCUCAAGAUAUCCCAAAGACCAAAGACAGUAAAACACUGCAUAUAAACACUUUAAAGGAAUGGGAAUCAUUAUAGCUUCCAAAAGGUACAAUAAUUUAAGUAAUUAAACAUUUCAUUUGUGUUUUAUUUUCCUACUAAUUAUUGAUUAUUGAUUAAUAUAUCCAAUGAUGUUUUAUGAUCUGUGAGAAUCUUUCAAAUCUUUAAUUGCUUUACUUUUAUUCCUUAUUCUUACUCCUAUUAAAGAAAAUGAAAACUGUUGCAAAAUUUGUCUGAGAAGUUCACUUGGUCUCUGGAGCUAACAGAGUGACCCAGAGGUCUAACUCUUAUUUCAAUACUUCCAUCUUUACCAUGUAAGUAGGUCACCUAAAAGCACUUGAUUAUAUAAGGUUAAGUUCUUGUUUCAAUCAGAAAUUAUCUUGUUGUCAUUGUUUAGCACCACAUAUCUUGAGUCAUGUACAGAAUUUGAAUUUGUCUAAUGUACUGACAGUAAUAUAAUACCAUUCUAGCAUCAAUAUUUUUAAUUCUCUCUUAAUUUGUUAUAUGUCAGUUAUAUUAAGAUUUAUAUGAAAAGUCACAUCAGUCAGUAAAUAACAUACAAUUCUUUGUAACUUUAAAACAGUGUCUUCUGCAUAAUUCCAUUCAUCUCCACCAUGGAACUGAAAUUUUUAAAUCUUUAGAAGAAAGAAUUAAACCAAUGAUGUUGCAU
This is a messenger RNA of Peromyscus leucopus (white-footed mouse), 6097 nucleotides long. It is a transcript of the gene Slitrk6, whose product is annotated as SLIT and NTRK like family member 6. NCBI's taxonomy places the organism in Eukaryota, Metazoa, Chordata, Mammalia, Rodentia, Cricetidae. The record is from RefSeq and is a predicted model, not a curated record. Gene Ontology annotation, cellular component: membrane. The coding region runs from base 624 to 3146 and encodes 840 amino acids. Gene Ontology annotation, biological process: axonogenesis; regulation of presynapse assembly; positive regulation of synapse assembly. Gene Ontology annotation, molecular function: protein binding. The transcript has 2 exons.